Pseudozyma flocculosa PF-1 is the source of this 1599-nucleotide messenger RNA. RefSeq lists its product as uncharacterized. Gene Ontology annotation, biological process: glyoxylate cycle. The record is from RefSeq and is a predicted model, not a curated record. Gene Ontology annotation, molecular function: malate synthase activity. Bases 1 to 1599 code for a protein of 532 amino acids. Gene Ontology annotation, cellular component: peroxisomal matrix; cytoplasm. The transcript has 2 exons. Lineage: Eukaryota; Fungi; Basidiomycota; Ustilaginomycetes; Ustilaginales; Ustilaginaceae.
AUGUCCGUCGAAGGUGUCCGUGUCCUGGGCAAGGUCGAGGGUGACCACGCCGAGAUCGUCACUCCGGAGGCCCUCCGCUUCCUCGCCGUGCUCCACAGGAGCUUUGAGAGCACCCGCCAGUCGCUCCUCAAGAACCGCCAGCUGCGCCAGACCCGCUUCGACGGCGGCGCCCUCCCCGACUUCCUCCCCGAGACGGCCCACAUCCGAAACGACCCCACCUGGCAGUGCGCCCCUCCUGCUCCCGGCCUCCGCGACAGGCGCGUCGAGAUCACCGGCCCCGUCGACCGCAAAAUGGUCAUCAACGCGCUCAACUCGGGCGCCUACACGUACAUGGCCGACUUUGAGGACUCCAACUCGCCCACGUGGGCCAACUGCCUCGACGGCCAGGUCAACAUGCGCGCCGCCAUCAACCGCACCAUCGACUUCAAGCAGAGCAACGGCAAGGAGUACAAGCUCAAGCCCCAGGGCCAGACGGCCACGCUCAUCAUCCGUCCGCGAGGCUGGCACCUCAACGAGGAGCACAUCCUCGUCGACGGCAAGCCCAUGUCGGGCGGCCUCGUCGACUUUGGCCUGUACUUCUUCCACAACGCCCACACCCUCGUCCGCAACGGGUUCGGGCCGUACUUCUACCUGCCCAAGAUGGAGAGCCACCUCGAGGCGCGCCUGUGGAACGACGUCUUCAACCUGUCGCAGGACUACAUCAAGAUGCCCCGCGGCACCAUCCGCGGCACCGUCCUCAUCGAGACCAUCACCGCCGCCUUUGAGAUGGACGAGAUCCUCUACGAGCUGCGCCACCACUCGUCGGGCCUCAACUGCGGCCGCUGGGACUACAUCUUCUCGUUUAUCAAGCGCCAGCGCUACUCCAAGGGCGCCAUCCUGCCCGACCGCUCGGCCGUCACGAUGACGGUGCCCUUCAUGCAGGCCUACGUCAACCUCCUCAUCCAGACGUGCCACAAGCGCAGCGUCGCCGCCAUCGGAGGCAUGGCCGCCCAGAUCCCCAUCAAGGACGACCCCAAGGCCAACGAGGCCGCCAUGGAAAAGGUGCGCGCCGACAAGCUGCGCGAGGUCCAGGCGGGCCACGACGGCACCUGGGUCGCCCACCCGGCGCUCGUCAAGAUCGCCCUCGAGAUCUUUGACAAGCACAUGCUCGGCCCCAACCAGUACCACGUCCGCCGCGAGGAGGUCAAGGUGUCGGCCCUCGACCUGCUCAACUCCAACGUGCCCGGCCAGAUCACCGAGGCCGGCGUCCGCGCCAACGUGGCCGCGCUCCUCGUCUACUGCGCCAACUGGCUCAACGGGCUGGGCUGCGUCCCCGUCGCCAACAUGAUGGAGGACGCGGCGACGGGCGAGAUUUCGCGCCUCGGCCUGUGGUCGUGGGUCUACCACCAGCAGAAGACGGCCGAGGGAAACGCCAUCACGCCGGCCUACAUUGACCGCAUCCUCGACGAGGAGGCGGCCAAGGUGUCCAAGAUCGGCAAGAGCGUCGACGUCGCCAAGCGCUACAUCGCCGACCAGAUGCGCGCCAACGCACCCGACGAGUUCCUCACCUCGGCCCUCUACGCCCACCUGCCGCACAACCACGCCCCCGCCCGCAUCUAA